Molecule: messenger RNA, 1556 nt
Organism: Symphalangus syndactylus (siamang)
Lineage: Eukaryota; Metazoa; Chordata; Mammalia; Primates; Hylobatidae
Gene: NSL1
Product: NSL1 component of MIS12 kinetochore complex
Biological process (GO): mitotic sister chromatid segregation
Cellular component (GO): MIS12/MIND type complex; kinetochore
Source: RefSeq, a predicted model, not a curated record
GAACCCGCUCUUCCGUUCCCAGGGUGCCCCGCCCACAGUUCAGGCGAAAAAUGGCGGGGUCUUCUGAGUUGAGGGUCCUUGACCCGCCAUGGGACAAGGAGCUCGCAGCCGGGUCAGAGAGCCAGGCCUUGGUCUCCGCCACUCCCCGAGAGGACUUUCGGGUGCGCUGCACUUCGAAGCGGGCCGUGACCGAAAUGCUACAACUGUGCGGCCGCUUCGUGCAAAAGCUUGGGGACGCUCUGCCAGAGGAGAUUCGGGAGCCCGCUCUGCGAGAUGCGCAGUGGACUUUUGAAUCAGCUGUGCAAGAGAAUAUCAGCAUUAAUGGGCAAGCAUGGCAGGAAGCUUCAGAUAAUUGUUUUGUGGAUUCUGACAUCAAAGUACUUGAAGAUCAGUUUGAUGAAAUCAUAGUAGAUAUAGCCACAAAACGUAAGCAGUAUCCCAGAAAGAUCCUGGAAUGUGUCAUCAAAACCAUAAAAGCAAAACAAGAAAUUCUGAAGCAGUACCACCCUGUUGUACAUCCACUGGACCUAAAAUAUGACCCUGAUCCAGCCCCUCAUAUGGAAAAUUUGAAAUGCAGAGGGGAAACAGUAGCGAAGGAGAUCAGUGAAACCAUGAAGUCCUUGCCUGCAUUAAUUGAACAAGGAGAGGGAUUUUCCCAAGUUCUCAGGAUGCAGCCUGUUAUCCACCUCCAGAGGAUUCACCAAGAAGUCUUUUCCAGUUGUUAUAGGAAACCAGAUGCUAAACCUGAGAACUUUAUAACACAGAUAGAAACCACACCAACAGAGACUGCUUCCAGGAAAACGUCGGAUGUGGUACUGAAAAGAAAGCAAACUAAAGACUGCCCCCAGAGAAAAUGGUAUCCAUUGCGGCCAAAGAAAAUUAAUCUUGAUACAUGAGUUUUUUCUGUUUAUUUUGGGAGUUGAAAAUAGGCACCAUCAACAUUUAGAUUACAGCCUAAUUAAUACCUAGAUAAGACUUCAUUUGAAAUAAGAAAUAACUCUUUUACUAGUGAUUCAUUUAUGCAAAUAUAGUAUCUCUGUGUGGGGAUACGAUAUAAUAUUGUAUUUCCUUGCCGUUUUAUCUAUUGUAAAUAAAAAGCAUUUUAAAAAGUAUUGACACAAAGCCCAUCAGUGGGCAUUAAAAAUAUUAAAAGUGCAGACUUUUACUGUCCUUAAGUGCCACCAACUCUCAGCUCCCUUGUAGCUUUUGUGGGAUUUAACAAGUAACAAAUUCUGUUGUGUUUCCCUGGUAUACAUCUUUCUAGGAAAAAAAAAAGAGAGAGAGCUGUAUAAUGAUUUUUUGUUUACAUGCUGAAAAGUAAUUAUCAGUUCUGCACAGCAGCAGAUGCAGGGUUUUUUUUAAAGAUGUAGUUUGAUUUAUCAGAUUAAUGUGCUGAUGAUAAUACUGGCUUUGACUUUGUUACUCCAUGUUCAGCUAAUUUAGGUUUGUGAGAUUAAUUUUAGGAAUUUUUUUGUGUAAGACAAUGAUGACUAUUAUUUGUGCAACAUUACUCUUUGAAAUAAAAAUUGGCAUGUAGCCAAUGUUUCCUGCCCACA